GAGGGAGGCUCUGCAUCUAACCGGCAUGCAGCAGCAGCAGGCUGGGCUUUGCGAUCCAUUGUUCCCUGUUUUGUUGAUGCUUGAGCUCAUUCUUUCCCAUUAAGACGCCAGGCUAGAGAAAGCUAAAAGGAAAGGUGAAAACAUUAGCAGAGCUCAGCUUUGUUUGCCCGGGAUUAUUUCCACUUGGACCCACUAUUGUUGUGGACAAAGGAGAAACGACACUUGAGUUCUCCACUGUCUUGGCCAGGCUUGCAUUUUCCUCCUGACUGCAUUGGGAAGAAGCGGGGGGACUAUGGGGAUGCCUGGCCGAGCCGUGUUCAUGGUGGGGCUUUUGAAACGACCACCGUUCCCCUUUAUUUGGAGGUUAGCGCUGCUCUUUUUCUCCAUGUGGGCACUUGAUGCCCAAACUGCAGCAGAAACUAAACCGUUAUACAUCUGGCAAACAGGUCCAUGGGGUCGCUGCAUGGGAAGCGAGUGUGGUCCAGGAGGCAGCCAGAGUAGAGCAGUGUGGUGCGCUCAUUCUGAGGGCUGGACUACCCUCCAUACAAACUGUGACCAGGCGGAGCGGCCAGACAACCAGCAGAGUUGCUUCAGAGUGUGCGACUGGCACAAAGAUCUGUACGAAUGGCAGCUGGGCGCCUGGAACCAGUGUGUCCCGGUGCUGAUGCGCAGCACCGCCGUGCAGCGCCCGACUGUGUGCUCGCGGGGAGAGGAGGGCAUCCAGACCCGGGAGGUGGGCUGUGUUCAGAAAGCUAACGGCGAACCGGCUGAAGAUGCCAUCUGUGAAUAUUUUGAACCUAAACCUCGCCUUGAACAGGCCUGUCUCAUACCAUGUCCUCGGGACUGUGUGGUGUCUGAGUUCAGCCCGUGGACUUCAUGUUCUAAAACCUGCGGCAUUGGUUUACGAAACCGGAUCCGCUUUGUGCUCGCACCGCCACUGUUUGGCGGAGCAGCGUGUCCAAAUCUGACAGAAUUUCAGACCUGCCAGCCAGGCCUCUGUGAGGGAGAGGAGAACCUCUACAGCCUCAGAGUGGGACCUUGGGGUCCUUGCUCUGUUCCUCUGCCAAGGCAAACGCGACAAGCUGAAAAACCACCCCGAGAGGGAAGCAAGAGAUCAAGAGAAAGUGAGAAACCUCCUAAAGAGGGAAACAAACAGAGUAGGGAGGGUGAAAAAUCAUCCAGAGGAGGUGACAAACAGGUCAGAGAGAGCAACAAACAGUCAAUAGGAAGAAACAAACAGAUGAGAGAUGAUGAAAAACAGUAUCAAGAAAAUGACAAAAACUCAAAAGAAGGUGACAAAGAGUCUAAAAACGGCAACAAACCAUCGAUACUCAACAGAAAAUUGGCCAGAGGAAACAGGAAACCAGACAGACCUUCCAUACAGGCUGAUCAGCAGAAACAACAGAAAAAGGCUAAAAACAAGAGAAAAAAAGAAAAAAUCCGAGAUAAAUCCAAAAAGAAAUUAAGAGAGAGGGGGAAGACGAAGGAUCCAGAGACCAGAGAGCUGAUGAAAAAGAAAAACAAGAAUCGUCAGAGACGCCCAGGAGGAAAGUUCUGGGAUCUGCAAGUUGGUUACCAGACCCGAGAAGUCACCUGUGUCCACAAGAACGGGAAUAUUGAAGCUCUCAGCUUUUGCUCUCAAGAAGCCCUGCCAGUGACCUUCCAGGCCUGUGUGAUUCCCAAAGACUGUGAUGUGACAGAGUGGUCUGAAUGGUCAGCUUGUUCCAAAGACUGCUAUGACCCCAACGGACCCAAAGGGGAGCGCAUACGCACCAGAGGAGUGAGCCAGUUUCCAAUUGGCGGCGGAACAGACUGCCCCGUGUUAGAGGAGAGGGAACCAUGCAGCCCGCUGGGGGAUGCAGUCCCAGCAUGCAUCGUCUACAACUGGAAGACCACCGAGUGGACAGAGUGCAGGGUGGAUGUGCUGCUGAGUCAGCAAGACCGCCGGCGUGGAAACCAAACAGGGCUGUGUGGCGGUGGGAUCCAGACUCGGGAGGUCUAUUGUGUGCAAGCCAACAUUGACACGCCACCCAAUCUCAGCUCACUGAAGAGCAAAGAAGCAUCACGUCCAGUGGAUAGUGAGUUGUGUUUGGGUAUCCCUCCAAAUACCACACAGUUGUGCCAAAUAAGCUGUCCUGUUGAAUGUGAGGUGUCUUCAUGGAGCGCCUGGGGUCCCUGCACCUACGAAAACUGUCAAGACCAGACCACCAAGAAAGGUUUUAAACUCAGGAAGCGAGGGAUCAUCAAUGAGCCAACAGAUGGGACUGGGAACUGCCCACAUCUGGUGGAGGCAAUACCAUGUGAAGACCCCAGCUGCUACGAGUGGCUGGUGGUCAAACUGGAGGGGUGUAUUCCCGAUAACGAGAAGGAUUGUGGACCAGGAAUCCAAAUUCCCCAAGUCCAGUGUGUCAACAGUGAUGGUGAAAUUGUGCAGAAACAGCUUUGCCGUGAUGCCAUCCUCCCCAUGCCCACCAUCUGUGAGGUGCCCUGCCCCAAGGACUGUGCACUGAGCCCCUGGACCUCCUGGUCCCUCUGCUCUCAUACAUGCUCGGGGAAGAACACAGAAGGGAAGCAGACUCGGGUUCGCUCCAUUCUGGCGUAUAAUGCAGGAGAAGGAGGUGUUCAAUGUCCCAACAUCAGUGCACUGCAGGAAGUCAGAAACUGCAAUGACCACCCUUGCACUGUGUACCAUUGGCAAACUGGCUCUUGGGGUCAGUGCAUAGAGGACUCCUCCAACCCAUCCACCAACUUGUCUGUGGGCCGAAUACGUGGUGAUGAUGCAUCAUGCUCAGUGGGAAUGCAGACUCGCAAAGUCAUCUGUGUUCGUGUCAACGUGGGCCAGGUUCCUCCGAAAAAGUGUCCGGAGAGUCUCCGCCCAGACACUGUCAGGCCCUGUUUGCUUCCCUGUAAGAGAGAUUGUAUUGUGACCCCGUACAGUGACUGGAGCCCCUGCCCAUCAACAUGUGAAGAAGGGGCCAAAACCAAGAAGAAGCAAUACAGAAAACGAAUCAUCAUCCAGUUCCCAGCCAAUGGGGGACAAGACUGUCCUGAAGUCCUGACUCAAGAAAGAGAGUGUGAAGCUCAAUCAGUCUGUCAUGGAUACAGAUGGAAAACACACAAAUGGAGAAGAUGUCAGCUCGUCCCAUGGUCUAUCCGUCAGGACACUCCUGGAGCUCAAGAGACCUGUGGGCCAGGUCUGCAGUUUCGAGCUGUUUCAUGCCGAAAGCAGGAUGGGGGGCAAUCAGAUGUCGAAGCCUGUCUUAAAUUUUCGAGCCCCAUGCCGCCGCUCACCCAGCUGUGCCAGGUACCGUGUCAGGAGGACUGUCAACUCACUAACUGGUCCAAGUUUUCCUCCUGCACAGCUGACUGUGUGGGAGUGAGGACUCGCAAAAGGAUACUAGUAGGAAAAAGUAAAAAGCUUGACCAGUGUAAAAACACCCAGUCGUAUCCCCUGAGUGAGACCCAGUACUGCCCCUGUAAUAAAUACAAUGCCCAGCCUGUAGGCAACUGGUCCGACUGUAUCCUACCUGAGGGCAGCCGCAUGGAGGGCCAGCUUGGCAUGAAAGUACAAGGUGACAUCAAGGAGUGUGGUCAAGGAUAUCGCUACCAGGCCAUGGUGUGCUAUGACCAGGACAACCGCAUAGUGGAAACCUCUCGUUGUAACAGUCAUGGGUACAUUGAGGAAGCUUGCAUCAUUCCUUGCCCCUCUGACUGCAAACUGAGUGAGUGGUCCAACUGGUCGCGGUGCAGUAAGUCCUGUGGCAGUGGGGUCAAAGUUCGCUCUAAGUGGCUCAGAGAAAAGCCCUACAAUGGUGGAAGGCCAUGUCCUAAGCUGGACCAUGUCAACCAGGCUCAGGUCUACGAGGUGGUGCCCUGCGUCAGUGACUGUGGACAGUACGUCUGGGUGGCAGAGCCCUGGAGUGUUUGGAAAGUUAGUAACGUGGAUCUGAGAAACAACUGUGGGGAAGGUGUGCAGACCCGCAAAAUCAGGUGUAUGCUCAACACUAUAGACGGGCCCUCUGAGCAGGUGGAAGACUACCUGUGUGACCCAGAAGAAAUGCCUUUAGGGGCCCGAAACAGCCAACUGCCCUGCCCCGAGGACUGUGUGCUAUCAGACUGGGGAGCCUGGAGCCCAUGUUCCCUGCCGUGUAGUGAGAACAGGACACACGAGAGGGUUGCCUAUCCAAUUCGAAAACCAGGGAAAGAGAAGACCUGUCCUCCAACAACAGAGGCAGAGCCAUGCAAGCUGAACAGGAACUGCUUUCACUACUCCUACAACAUCACAGACUGGAGCACCUGUCAGCUCAGUGACAGAGCAGUGUGUGGUAAUGGCUUGAAGACCCGCAUGCUUGACUGUGUGCGUAGUGAUGGGAAAUCUGUUGAUCUCAGCUUUUGCAAAGAGCUGGGUCUUGAGAGGAAGUGGCAGAUGAAUGCUUCCUGUGUUGUGGAAUGUCCUGUCAACUGUCAGCUGUCUGAGUGGUCGACGUGGUCUGGGUGCACCCACACCUGUGGCCUGGCAGGUAAACUGUGGAGGACACGAACAGUGAUCCAGGCUCCGCAAGGCGACGGGAGGCCCUGCCCAUCCCAGAUGAAACAAUGGAAGCCCUGCCUGGUGAAGCCGUGUUACAGUUGGAGAUAUAGCGCCUGGUCUGAGUGCAAGUCAGAGGGUGCAAAAUGUGGAGAAGGCAUGCGAUUCAGAAAUGUGUCCUGCUUCGUGUCGGACGGGUCGGGUCAGCAGGACAGCAGUGUGGUUGACGAUGAGCUGUGUGGAGAUCUGGAGCUUUCAGUGGAUGGAGACAGAGAAAUAGUUCUGCAGGAAACCUGUACUGUUCCCUGCCCAGGAGAAUGCUACUUGACAGACUGGACCAUUUGGAGUCCGUGCCAGUUAAGCUGUGUGAGCGGGAAUGACCUGGGUUUUGGCUCAGUACAGGUCCGUUCCAGAGCCGUGGUGGCCCAGGAUCCAGAAAACCUGCUCGAGUGUCCAGAACAAGAGCUGGAGGCAAAGCCCUGCACAGGUGGUCAGUGUUUUGAAUACAAGUGGAGGACUGGACCGUGGAGAGCUUCCUCUCGUCGUGUCUGGUGCCAGCGUUCAGAUGGGCUGAAUGUCACAGGCGGAUGCCUGGCUGCAGCCAAACCAAUAUCUGACCGAUCUUGUGACCCACCUUGUACCAAACCGUGGUCUCUGUGUACUGAGGCGGGUGUGUGUGGCUGUGAGGACGGCUAUACUGAAGUGAUGACAUCUGACGGCCUGUUGGAUCAGUGCACAGUCAUCCCGGUGCUGGAGAUCCCAACUGCAGGUGACAACAGAGCUGACGUGAAGACCAUCCGAGCCUUCAACCCCAUCCAGCCUGCAGCCAGCGCGCCAGGCAGGGCCGGGCGGACCUGGUUCCUGCAGCCUUUUGGUCCAGAUGGGACACUGAAGACCUGGGUGUAUGGCGUCGCUGCUGGAGUGUUUGUUCUACUUGUCUUCAUCAUCUCCAUGACAUAUUUAGCAUGCAAGAAGCCAAAGAAGCCGCAGCGACGGCAGAUGAACAACAGACUGAAACCUCUGACUCUGGCCUACGAUGGAGAUGCUGACAUGUAGAAGUCUCCUUCCUGCUCACUUCCUGUACAGACUUGACUCACUUCCUGUACAGACCUGACUCACUUCCUGUACAGACACAUCUGUUUGGGACACAGGGUUGUUUUGGAAACCUCUCCAUGUCAGGGUCAGUGCUGGGCAUUGGUCAGCAAACUCACAGACUAAGGUUUCUGUCAGACAAUGCAACCGUGUUCAUUAGCAGCCUUAAUGUUUUUGUUUUCAUUUUUUAUUUUUUAAUUUGAAUAUUUACAAGAGCCUUCACAAAGUCUCUAUCUUCCUUUGGAAGUUUGCCUUUUUGCGUCUUUUUCAUCUACCAGCCGGUAGCACAGACUGCUCGAAGAAGAGGGUGAAUCCACAAGAAACAUUUGCUGUAAAAGCACAAACAAUUCAUCCCUCGUUUCGGUUAAUUUAUUUAUUUAUUUAUUUAUUUUUGGAACAUUGCAUGGGUCUUUCCAUCUCUUGUUGCUCUUGAUCCCUCUACGGCAACUCGCGAGGAUAAAAAAUAAAAAAAGAGAGCAAGAAAGGAAAAGCGAGCCUGAGAAGUUCUAGCGCUGCCAUCACGUCUGCCUGCCUCUCCCUUCUCUGUUUAUCAGGCAUAUUUUUGCACUAUAUUAGUGCAGCAUGAUACGUACUUAUGUCUCGCUUUGCCAUACGAAACUGCCUCUCAAUACAAGAUGAUGUACAGUCUUGUGCUAGAAAUGUACAAAUUAUACCUUUUUUGCUAACAGAUGUCAACGAUGUUUGAUAAUUCUUUUCUAUCACCUCUUGUAUGACCUAACUUUGUGUAAAUACUUUGUUGUUUGUUUGUUGGUUUUUAGUUUUUCCUGUACAGCUUCAUGUCCAAAACUCGGAGCUCGGUUCACCACGACGAUCUUUUGACUGUGACUUUUUUUUUGUUAACCUUAACCUUUAUCAGCAUUACAAACUCACAUUUUGAUGACUCUAAAAUGAAUGAUUUUCUUUUUUU
Messenger RNA from Austrofundulus limnaeus, 6548 nucleotides. RefSeq names its product thrombospondin, type I, domain containing 7Aa (gene thsd7aa). Gene Ontology annotation, biological process: actin cytoskeleton organization. Bases 293 to 5584 code for a protein of 1763 amino acids. Gene Ontology annotation, cellular component: plasma membrane. The transcript is spliced from 28 exons. NCBI's taxonomy places the organism in Eukaryota, Metazoa, Chordata, Actinopteri, Cyprinodontiformes, Rivulidae. The record is from RefSeq and is a predicted model, not a curated record.